Carya illinoinensis is the source of this 583-nucleotide messenger RNA. RefSeq lists its product as uncharacterized. The coding region runs from base 119 to 484 and encodes 121 amino acids. The record is from RefSeq and is a predicted model, not a curated record. Lineage: Eukaryota; Viridiplantae; Streptophyta; Magnoliopsida; Fagales; Juglandaceae. The transcript has 2 exons.
GUGAAAGAGGUGUGGGUAAUAUUUAUGUAUGUGAUUGAAGGGUCCAAGCACAUCAAACUUGGUUAAAUUCUAUAAAGAAACUCAUUGGUCAAAGAAGAAAGGGGCAUUUUUCACUCCCAUGACAGAAACUUACUAUAAUACGAUGUGUGAGAAAUUAGAUGAGAUUCAGCCUGAGGAGCGCACAGAUGAGGCUGCAAAAGUGAUAUUCAGAGAUGUGCUUGGACACAGGUCUGGUUAUACAAGAGGACUUGGUGGUUCAAUUAUACCUGAGAAUAGACCGUCAGCUAUGUCAGCACAACUUGAGCAGCUGGCUCAAGAAAAUGAGAAGAAUAAAAAUGAGGCAUUGAAGUACAAGACCGAAUUGGAUGAGAUGAAAAGGGAUGUACGACAAUUAUUGGUUUGGCAAAUGUCCUAUGACCAGAGGAUGAAUGACUCAACAUCUCAAAGAGUGUCUAAUCCUGGCACUCAAGGAGAUGAUCUUUAGCUGGAAGGAUUUAUGAACUGGGAGUUAUUUUGAUAUUUUGUUAAGAAGUCUUAGUAAUUAAUUGGUGGCAGGAAUUUAUUUAGUUACAUGUUUUGUAAA